AUGAGUACAGUUGGUGUUCCGAUCAAACUGCUUUUUGAAGCAGAGGGAAUGAAAAUAACCGUUGAGAUGAAGAACGGAGAAAUAUACAGGGGACUUCUGGUUGGGGCGGAAGACACGAUGAAUGUUUCUUUGUCCGAUGUACUACGGACUGCGCGAAAUGGAAAGAUCACUAAAAUGCCAAAUGUUUACCUUCGUGGGUCCUCUAUAAGAUUUAUUGCGUUACCGGAUCUUUUGAAGUCUGCGCCGAUCUUUCAAAAGGUC
Molecule: messenger RNA, 261 nt
Organism: Phaeodactylum tricornutum CCAP 1055/1
Lineage: Eukaryota; Bacillariophyta; Bacillariophyceae; Surirellales; Neidiaceae
Exons: 1
Biological process (GO): spliceosomal snRNP assembly; RNA processing
Cellular component (GO): commitment complex; catalytic step 2 spliceosome; pICln-Sm protein complex
Molecular function (GO): RNA binding
Source: RefSeq, a predicted model, not a curated record